UGACAAAGCGGAAGGACAUAUUACUCGUACAACGGCGCAUGGGUCGAAAUAGGAAAAACAAAUGAACUAGAAUAUAGGCGAUGAAUUUUGGUGAUUUAAUUGAGGAAAAAUAGAGAAAUUUUAUUUUAAUUUAUUUUGUCAUACUGCAAUGGUGUCUCGGAGUGAUUUGGACGAAAUCCAAGCGCAGCUGAAAAUUUCUAUUCAGAACCAUCAGGCUUUAGUUACAUCCAUGAAAGAUGAACCACAGAAUGCAGAGCUGAAGAAAAAGCUCCAUGACUUACAGAAAGAAAUAUUUAUAUUGAGUGAGAAACAGAGGGGUAUAGUUCAGAAGCUAAGAUCGGAUAUUGUGAACAGGCAGCCAGAUCAACCAGCACAUGGCCAAAAAAAGUCCCCCGCUAAGUCCCAAGACUCCACACCCCAGCCAGCUCAAGUUGUGCCCCGCCCAAUUCAACCCAGACCAAUUCAGCCAGCACCUCCAAUGCAACCUAUAGUCCUUAGACAGCCAGUUCAGGCAAUUCAGCCCAAGCCAGUGAACGAGAAUAUCCCACCCACCCAGAGCCCAGGGGCCCGUGGGACAGUGGACAUUGCCCCUCAGAAACCUGGGUCACCUCCCAUCCGUGUACCAACCUAUCACAGGCCGUCAAUUUUACAAGGAAGCAAGUCUCCCAUUAGCAAAAGUCACCAUGUGACAUCAUCAUUCGUCAGAAAACCAUCUGACAGUGACGGCAAGGAGUUUACUAAACCACUGGAGAAAAAGCAGGUGUCUCUGGAAGAAAAAGAAAAACUUGCAUUUAUAGCUGCGUUAGAUUUAGUGACACAGGAGACUCUAAAAGAGUUACAAAAUCGGCGUUAUGAGAGGAAAAGAAGAACUACUGCUAACCCACUGUAUAAUUUUGAGCCAGAGAGAAAAAGGCCACAGAGUUUGAUGUUGACUUCCUCUGUAUCAAAUCCAACCAAUGGAAAGAGGGGACGAGGUCGUCCCCCUAAGACCCGUUCUCCCAACAGCAGUAUUCCUACGACCCCCGACAGUAUUGAUGGCCACAACCUAAACGGGCUGACAAGACCUAACAAUGAUGUCCAUGAUGACUUCUGUGGGGUGUGUAACCAGUCAGGACAGCUCCUUUUGUGUGACACCUGUAGUAAAGUCUACCACCUCCAGUGCUUGGAUCCACCCCUCAGCGCAAUCCCAGAGGGCAGAUGGAGCUGUCCAAAAUGUCAGGCAAGUGGAAAAGUUGGAUGGUCAUCAGAUGCGAUAGCCAGAGUAAACAACUUUAUCACAAGCAAAUCAGCUAAAGAAGAAGAAAGAAGAAGAUUGCAGAGAAGAAACAGUGACUUGUUGACUGAGAAAACUCAGCUAGAAAAUAAAAACAAGCAGAUAAAUGACAGUCUCACGGUUCAGAUGCAGAGACGAGACAGUCUUCUAGAGAUAAAUAGACUACACCAACAAAAGAUUGAAAGCCUCAAAAACUUCAUCAAGCUGCUUCAGAAUUCAUAAUAAGAAUUCUCAUGUGUUACAUAACAAGAGAGAUACACGAUGUUGAACACCUGGUCUUAAUCUAGAACAAGAGGAUCAAUUAUGCUGCAGGUCUGCAUCGAACCAUUUUCUUUUCUUAAUACAAGAUUCACCCACAGCACACCUACAGCAAAGAGUUGGGAAGAUCAUGGAUUAAGUAGCUGGUAAUGCUACAGGUAGCAUUUACAAAAUACUUUCCUCAGAAAUUAGGAGUAAAUGAAUUGAAUGUUUUGUCUAAUUUUGAUAAACUUAGAGCUAUUUCGAUUUUUAUACCAUUACAGUAAGGAUAUUUCCAUAAGCUUUACAUAUGAACAUGUUGUGAUAAUUAAACUCUCAGUGAGCUACUUGUCUUAUAAGAUGUCAUACAAAACUAAUAUACAUUCAUGUUUGGAGAGUGAGUUUAUUUUGUAUGUUUUUCUUUUCUUUUCUGCAUUCUUACAAACUAGGUCUUAUUUACUAUUGAAGUUAACUUUGUGAUAAGGGGAAAUUUAUUUUAAGACAAUUUUUUUUUGGGGGGGGGGAUAGCUAGCAUGUUUCCUAUUGCAGUUUGAAAAUAAACCGUGAGGUAGGGAAAUAAAUUUUUAUUUUAACAUUUUUGGUUGUUUUUAAAUGCCUAUAUCUCAUUAAGAAAACAAAGAUAAAAAAUGAACAUAUUUAUUUCACAAUUGAUAAAUAAGGUCUACAACUUAUGAUAAUAUCUUUCAUUGACGUGGAUGUUAGGGGGUCAUUGAUCACAGAUAACAAAGAUAGUGACAGAUUUAUUGGGUAUUAAUGAUGACAGAACCAUUUUCUCCUCAUGCCAGAGUAAGAUAGAUAAUUAGGAUGAUAAUUUUUAAGGGAAACUCCAUAAAGGUUGCUCUCAAAAAUUAAAACACAAGAGUCAGCAGACAGGGAACAGAAAAUGCACUAUUCUUGUCCUAAUUUGGAAAUGCAAUGUUAAUUAUGGUAUCAUAUACAUUGUAUAGCAUCAUAUCACCCCACAUUUUUAUACAUGUAUGUUGUUGAUUUUGAAUUUGAGAGGUUGUCUGUGUUUUGUUAUGUUUGUCAUUCUAUAAUCAUAGAUCUGUUAUGGCCGAGUAUUGUACGAUGCAGAAAAUGGAGUGAAAUGUGAUAUAGCAUUUAUAUUUACCCUAAUGUGCAAUUUUAUCGUGUAAUUACACUGUAGGUUAGCUAGGUCCUGCAUGUUAAUUUAUAAUACAAAAUGUAUGUGGAAAAAAAGUAAGGAGAAUAAAAAAAGUCCAAAUUACGA
Magallana angulata is the source of this 2762-nucleotide messenger RNA. Its product is annotated as PHD finger protein 21A-like. Bases 149 to 1495 code for a protein of 448 amino acids. The transcript is spliced from 14 exons. The record is from RefSeq and is a predicted model, not a curated record. NCBI's taxonomy places the organism in Eukaryota, Metazoa, Mollusca, Bivalvia, Ostreida, Ostreidae.